GAACCAUGCAUGUUCUUUCCCAGAAUCAUUCUGGAAAAUCUGUUUGAAAUGAAAGUGCCCUGGGUUGUGCAAUGGGCUUGGAGAGGGCUCUUUUGCAAACAGGUGGUGCAAUUUCGGAAAACACUGUUGCAGACAGAGUGCUCCCUUGGGGUGGGAUGGAGGCAAGAUCCAGGCAUUUGGCCAUGGGAGGCUGUGGGCCGGCAGCGGAGAGGGCGCCACAGGCCCACGGGGUGGCAGGUGAGCACGCUGUCCUGCUGACCAGGCUCCCUCUUUCUUCUCCUCAGCCACCACCGGCACGGCCAGGCCAGCAUGGUGGACCACUUGCUUCCAGUGGACGAGACAUUCUCGGCACUGAAAUGCCCGGCUGGUUAUCUGGGCAGUAGGCUGGCCGGUGGCCGAGCGUACCACAUGCUGCCCUCACCCCUCUCAGAGGACGACAGCGACGCCUCCAGCCUCUGCUCCUGCGCCAGCCCUGACUCGCAAGUCCUCUGCUCCUGCUACAGCGGUGGCCCGAGCCCCGAAGGCCAGGACAGCGUCUUGGACUUUCUGCUGUCCCAGGCCACGCUGGGUGGUGGUGGCGGCAUUGGGGCCAGCAGCGGCCCCGCGGCCUGGGGGGCCUGCUGGAGGGCUCCGGCGCCUGUGAAGGGGGAGCAUUUCUGCUUCUCUGAGUUUCCUGUGGGCGACCCCGAUGAUGUUCCGAGGCCCUUUCAGCCCACCCUGGAGGAGAUUGAAGAGUUUCUGGAGGAGAACAUGGAGCCGCGGGUCAAGGAGGCCCCAGAGAGCAACAGCAAGGACUUGGAGGCCUGUGGCCAGCUCUCGGCCGGGCCGCACAGGAGCCACCUCCAUCCUGGGCCUGGGAGAGAGCGCUGUGCUGCCCCACCAGGUGGUGCUGGGGCGGGUGGCAGCCAGGGCCCAGGUGGGGGGCCGGCACCUGACGGCCCCAUCCCUGUGCUGCUGCAGAUCCAGCCUGUGCAGGUGAAGCAGGAAUCGGGCACGGAGCCCGCCUCCCCUGGGCAGGCCCCGGAGAGUGUCAAGGUGGCCCAGUUCCUGGUCAACAUCCAGGGGCAGACCUUCGCGCUCGUGCCCCAGGUAGUGCCCUCCUCCAACUUGAACCUGCCCUCCAAGUUCGUGCGCAUCGCCCCCGUGCCCAUCGCCGCCAAGCCUAUUGGGUCGGGAGCCCUGGGGCCUGGCCCCGCUGGCCUCCUCAUGGGCCAGAAGUUCCCUAAGAACCCAGCAGCAGAACUCAUCAAAAUGCACAAAUGUACUUUCCCCGGCUGCAGCAAGAUGUACACCAAAAGCAGCCACCUCAAGGCCCACCUGCGCCGGCACACGGGCGAGAAGCCCUUCGCCUGCACCUGGCCGGGCUGCGGCUGGAGGUUCUCCCGCUCGGACGAGCUGUCGCGGCACCGGCGCUCGCACUCGGGCGUGAAGCCCUACCAGUGCCCCGUGUGCGAGAAGAAGUUCGCGCGGAGCGACCACCUCUCCAAGCACGUCAAGGUGCACCGCUUCCCCCGGGGCCGCUCGGGGCGCGCCGGGAACUGAGCGCCCCGCCCGCCCGCCCCG
Molecule: messenger RNA, 1563 nt
Organism: Ceratotherium simum simum (southern white rhinoceros)
Lineage: Eukaryota; Metazoa; Chordata; Mammalia; Perissodactyla; Rhinocerotidae
Source: RefSeq, a predicted model, not a curated record